AUGGCGACGGCGGUGCCGAUGUACGGGAGGCGAGGAAAAGUUUUGGAAUCGGGGGAUUCGCGAGCGUGGAGACCGAGCGAGGCGAGGGAUUUCGGGGCGUCCGGGGGGGCGUUUCCCGAGUGUGCGGUCGUGCAGUUCCCGCACGGGAUGGGAUGGGAUCACGGGGAUGGGGAUGCGUCGGCGCCGGUGACGCUGGGGGUGGAUUUUGAGACCCUGUGCGGGACGGCGGCGGCAAAGGCGUUCGCCGAGCGUCGGUCCACGCCCGAGUACGACGGGUUCUUGCGUCACGUCGAUCGGUGCGCUGAGAUUGUCGGUGAGUAUGGAGACUGGACGCGCGUUGCGUCCACGGGGGGAGCGCUUCGAGGGGCGGUGGCGGUUCGUCGAGUGUCCGGAAUAGACCCGAACACGGUGGAAGCGUCUUUCCUCUUGGGCGAGGGCGAACCGGUCGUCGUCGAGGACGGCGGACGAAAUUGGGCGUCUUGGACGAUGGAUGAUUUCAAGCUUGAGCUCGAUUCAUUUUUCGUUCGAUGUAACGAUCGCGCGCCGGCGAGACGGUCUGAGGAGGGUCCGUUGCAGCGCACGCAUCAGCUCGCGUUUCGGGACUACGUCGACUAUGUCCACAGGAGAGACGGUGACGGGUGUUCGCCUCGAAGUUUUGAUCGCGAGCGCGUUCCAUUCUAUGCAAACGGAUUACGAGCGUUCAGCGAGUCCGACAGCGCCGAAACGCUCGCUAAAGCGUUUCCUCGACCAUACUUUGCUCGCGAGUGCGAUCAAACUGACGCGCUCGUCGCAUCUAUCACGAGCGAGCUCGGUAAGCGCCUUCGAUUCGACGAGCACAUCUCCGAAACUCUCGCUAAAGGUGUCUCAAAGUCUCUCGAUAAGGUAUUCUGCGGUCCAAGAGGUGCCAUCACGAGACUUCACUUUGAUGCUGGUGACGCACAUGGCUAUCUUGGCCAGGUCGUUGGCCGCAAGCUGUUCGUCUUUUUCCCGCCGAGUGACGGUGACAAGCUCGGUGUGAUUCAGAACGAUCCAACACACGCCCUUAUCGAUCCAUUAGAUCCGGAUUUCGAGCGUUUUCCGAGAUUUUGCGACGCCCAACCUCAUGCAUGCAUCCUCGCCCCGGGUGAAGUCGUCCUCAAUCCGAGACGCUGGUGGCACUAUGCGGUGAGCCUGGACUCGAGCGUUACGGUGAUGCGGAACUUUUACACGGUGAACACGAACGCCGAAGCGCUCGUCGAAAUGUUCGUGUCGUCUGCGGCGGGGACUAUGAAAGACUCGAGCGGACAGCUGGGCCCGCGCGCCGCCACGCUCUGA
Molecule: messenger RNA, 1314 nt
Organism: Ostreococcus tauri
Lineage: Eukaryota; Viridiplantae; Chlorophyta; Mamiellophyceae; Mamiellales; Bathycoccaceae
Product: JmjC domain
Exons: 1
Coding region: 1-1314 (437 amino acids)
Molecular function (GO): 2-oxoglutarate-dependent dioxygenase activity
Source: RefSeq, a predicted model, not a curated record